Messenger RNA from Mytilus californianus (California mussel), 6869 nucleotides. RefSeq lists its product as uncharacterized. The record is from RefSeq and is a predicted model, not a curated record. The transcript is spliced from 5 exons. Lineage: Eukaryota; Metazoa; Mollusca; Bivalvia; Mytilida; Mytilidae. The coding region runs from base 198 to 3695 and encodes 1165 amino acids. Gene Ontology annotation, cellular component: ciliary inversin compartment. Gene Ontology annotation, biological process: protein localization to ciliary inversin compartment. Gene Ontology annotation, molecular function: protein binding.
AAUGGUCUAAAAUUAUUUUGAGAUGAGAGGGAAUCGUUUCUGAUUUUGGGGUCGCCAUCAUAUAUUCAAGGAAAUGUAACCGAUUUCAUAAUGCUUAUAGAAACAAGAUGGUAUCAAGAGUUAUGUAAAUUUGAAAGCUAUUUUGUCUAAUAGAAUCCGGACGAUUAUUUUGAACAAGGAAUAAAGAAGACCCGACUAUGGCAUCUCUUUCUCUAGAGGAAGAAAACUAUGUUCGAAUGAGUUUGCUACUGACAGGAAUCUCUCCACGUGCUGUAAGAACCAAAUUUGAUUACGAGUUUGCUCCAGCAUGUUUAGAUGCCUCAUUGAAGAAAGAGUAUGCCAAACUGUUUGACUUAAAAAAGGAGCACAGAAUCAACCAGUCACAGUGGAACCUCUUGUUUCCAAGAUUUCCUGAUGUACCAGAUUCUAAAACAUUUGAUGUGACUCUGAUGACAACAUUACUGAGGAACUUGAUUCCUAUGACUUCGCCACUUUGUGGAUUUGACCGUUUACCUGCUGCCAUGGAAACCACACCAGCUGCAGAUUUAGCAAGAAUCAAAUACUAUAGGAAUUACUUGGCUCAUUUGGAUGAUGGCAAAAUAGAUAUUACUUUCUUCAACACUGCAUGGGAUGAUAUAACUAAUGCAAUAGAAAGAUUAUGUGGACAGCAAAUGAAACAGGAAUGUGUUCAUAUGAAAACCAAACCUUUAGAUCAAACCAACCAAGAAAUUAUGAUGGACAUCAAGCAUUCUAAUAAUGAAAUACGGGAGCUCAAAGAAUCAAUUGAAAGUCUGAAGCGAUCACACACUGAAAUGAUACAAUCUCAUGAAGUUGUAGCAAAAGAAAUGGAAGAAAUAAAAUUAUCACAGAAGGAUACAGUUCCUUUGAAUAUAAGAGCUCAACAUAAACAGGAAAUAAGCGAGUGGGAGCUAGAUCAGACUGACUUUCUUGUAACCAGAGCAACACUUCACAUACUUGGAUCCUUACCAUUAAAUAACUGCAUUGUAAUAACAGGGAGCUCUGGCUGCGGAAAAUCUUCAAAUAUACAUCAUGUUGCCUUACACUUACGUGACAAGUAUGAAUAUGAGAUAGUUCCUGUUUUAACAGGACCGUCAGAUAUAAUAAAUUAUUAUGAUGAAAAUAAUAAACAAGUAUUUGUCGUAGAUGACAUUUGUGGGAAGGAAACAAUCAACAUACAGAAAUUACAGUUAUGGAGAGAUUAUUCAGAAAAAAUGGAAAAAAUAUUUAAAACUGUAGAAAAUGAAACUUGUGGCACUGUUUCACGUGUAUCAGGUUCAAAAUUACUGAUUUCAUGUAGAUUGCAUAUAUAUAAAGAAGCACAAUUUCAACUAGUCAAGCUACUUACAGAAAAAGAAUGCAAUAUAUUAUCACCAGGACUGUGCCUACUGCAAGAGGAAAGAAAGUUAAUGGUGCAAAAAUACCUACCAAAUGCCAUAAUUGAAAUUGUAAUGGAAGUUGAGGAGAACGUUGAUUUCUUUCCAUUACUCUGCAAAAUGUCAAAAAACAAAACGUCGGAAGAAGUCGUUAAACUUUUUACAGCUCCCGUGGACAGCAUUAUGAAUAACAUACGCCACAUUAUACUGGAAAACAAGACACAAUUCUGCGCUCUUGUUGUAUGUAUAUUGUAUGAUGAUGGAUUUAAUACAGAUUGGUUAAAUCUAAAUUUAAUCUCAGAGAAAAAGAUGAACAAACUUGAAGAUAUUUUAAGAGAAUUUGAAAUAGAUUUGUCCAAAGAAAUGGCAAGAAAUGCUUUAAAAGCUGGUUUUACUACAUUAGUGGGUACCUAUCUGAGAAAAAGAGGUACAGAGUACUGGAUAAUACAUGACAGAAUUCUUAAAAUGGCAGCUAUAAUCUGUGGCCAGUACCUUACAGAAUGUUUUAUAAAAUAUGCUCCUUUUAUAUUUAUUCGUGAUCACUUCAUCUUGGAAUCUAUUAGCACUGGAGUACCUACAAAUCCAGAUUUUAUUAUUCUAUCUGAAGACAAAGUGGAUAUAUAUUUUGAAAGAUUAUUAAGUGACUUAAAAGAAUCCAUCAUUACAAGCACUUUUCAUAAUAAACAAUUAAUAUAUCAGCCGUUUAGAGAAAAAAUAAUUCGAAUAUUCGGAAGGAGUGAUGAAUCAAAACAAAUAUUAAAGGAUUUUGACCCCAAAGGUAACAAGAUGAAAACAGAUGAGUUUUUCUUGGAUUGGUAUAAUAGGUUAACAACACCUUUAAUAGAAUCAGUAUCAUAUGGUUACUAUGAUCUGGUUCACUUUCUGAUAGAUUCUGUUAAAUGUGAUAUGAACGACAGAGACCAAAGAGGUAGGUCACUUUUAUAUAUGGCAUCUGAAGGACGAAACUUAAAUAUAGUUAAACUGUUAUUACAGAACAAAACUGAUAUGUUUAAUUGUGAAACGUCUAGAUUUUGUCCGCUCUAUGUAGCUUGUGCAGAAGGAUGUACAGAUAUUGUGAAUUUGUUUCUGCAGAACAACGUCUAUCAGUAUGACAGCGUUAGAUCAUCUCUUAUGGAAUGUUUAAAAGGACAUACAGAUACAGAGCAUUCAUAUAUCUCUCCUGAUAUGUGUCGAAGUAAUCAAGUUAGAGGGUAUUUUCAAAGAGGUAGAGAGUCUCGUUACAGAGAUGGAGAGUUUCCUUUCCAAAGUCACCAAAGUAGAGAUUCUCCAUUGUGUGUUGCAUGUAAAAGAGGUCAUAUAGACACAGUGAAAUUAUUACUGCAGAACAACGCUGAUGUCUCUAUGUGCAACAGUAAAGAAGAGACACCAUUGUUCACGGCCUGUAAAGGAGGCCAUAAAGAUAUAGUUAAAUUGCUUCUGCAGAACAAUGCUGCUGUAUCUCAACUAAGCAGAUCUAACAAUAUAAACAAUUCUUCAUUGCAUGCAGCCUAUAAUGGAGGACACACAGAUAUUAUGGAAAUGUUACUGCAGAAUAAUGAUGUGAGCUGUGAUUUUAACGAAUUUGAAAUAUUUUUGACAUUGUGGGUAGCAUGUGAAAAAGGACAUACUAAAUUAGUGGAACUUUUACUAAAGAAAACAGUUGAUAUAAAUCGUUGUGACCUUACUAAAAAAAGGACUCUUUUGCAUGUUGUCUGUGUAAGAGGCCAUGCAAGUAUAGUGAAACUGUUACUUAAAAACAAGGCUGAAAUCUCUAAGUGUAAUAGUGAUGGAGAAUCUCCAUUAUAUGCGGCUUGCGCAAAUGGCAAUACAGAUAUAGUGCUGAUAUUGCUGCAGAACAAGGCUGAUAUCUCUCAGUGUAAAAGUGAUGGAGAAUCUUCAUUAUAUGCGGCUUGCGCAAAUGGCCAUGGAAACAUAGUGAAAAUUUUGCUGCAGAACAAGGCUGAUAUCUAUCAGUAUAAAAGUGAUGGAGAAUCUCCAUUAUAUGCGGCCUGCGCAAAUGGCAAUACAGAUAUAAUGCAGAUAUUGCUGCAGAAUAAAGCUGAUAUCUAUCAGUAUAAAAGUGAUGGAGAAUCUCCAUUAUAUGCGGCUUGCGCAAAUGGCCAUGAAAACAUAGUGAACAUUUUGCUGCAGAACAAGGCUGAUAUAUAUCAGUAUAAAAGUGAUGGAGAAUCUCCGCUGUAUGUGGCCUGUAAAGGGGGCCAUACAGAUAUAGUUAGCAUACUGCUGCAAAACAAGGCUGAUAUAUCUCAGUGUAAAAAUAACGGAGAAUCGCCAUUUUAAGCGGCUGGUGCAAAUGGCCAUACAGACAUAGUGCACAUAUUGAUGCAGAACAUGGCUGAUGUCUCUUAGUGAAUAGUAGUUAAGGGUGUCCAUUGUAUAGGACACGUGAAGUAGGGCACUUAGAUGAAGCGAAACUUUCUGCAGUACAGUAUACACUCAGUGUGCGGCAAGCGAGGAGUCUCUAUUUCACGUUGCAAGAGGCAUCAGGCAAUACGUCGUUUGGUCUAAGCAUGAACAUUUUGAAUUGCGGUCAUCGUAACAUGUUUUUGUAAUAGUGAUUCUAUUAAACAUCAUCUCAUUUUUGAAGAAGCAUAUAAGCAUGAUAAGGGGAUACAAGUGGAUCGCAUUGAAAUUGUACAAUCAUUAAUUGCAUGGAAUACUGAUGUAAAGUUAUGUAGUAAAAAAGGUCACACACCUCUACAAAUUGUGCAUCUCUUCUAGGAACAUUUCAAACAUGUCAACAUGAAACGUCAUUUAUAUUUAUAGGAUAACGGCUACAUAAUAAAUGUUGUAAAAAUUGUUGAUAAAUAUUUUGUUUGUAUAGACAUGUUAGAAAGAAAAGAGUAUAUUUUGUUUGUCAGUAUAAAGUUAUAAACAUGUUAUAGUACAUAGCUUCUGAUAAUUGUCAAGGUUUCGAUAACAUUUUAUUUCCUUUCCUGUUAAACUUAGCCCUUUACCAUUUGAAAAUUUUUCUCUAUUUCUUAUAUGUCAGCCCUUAGCACCAUAGCAUCACAUUUUUGUCUUAAACACAUCAGAUGCAGUAAAAGGGGUGUCGUUUAAUAUAAUGAUGGUCAAGCCUUUGCUAUAACUGUUAUAUUCAAAUAUUGUCCUCUGUUCAUUUAUAUGUUACCAGCUUUGACUGUUAUCAUCUGAAUAUAUGUAUAUGUCUGUCCCAAAAAGAAUUAUGUGUCUAUGGCAGGCCUUUGAUAGUCUCUGUUAAAUGCAGUCAUCAUUUUUCCAAUUAAUAGCUUAACUUUUGUGUCUAAAUCUGAGCAUAGACCACUAUUUUAUGUCUAUACGGCUUGCCGUCAUAAUGAUUUAAACAUUACAUUAAUUUUUCAGUCAGUUAGUCCGUCUGGUUCUAGCCCUUGUCAUCGCAACUCCGUUGAAACCACACAACAGAAUUUCGUGAAACUUUGUAGUUAAUCAAGACAUACUAUGUAGACGUGCAUAGCAACAGGAAGUUAUGAUUAAAUUUUUUUCUAAGAGUUAGGCCCUUUGAACUUAUAAUUUUGGACUAAAUAUUCUACGGCAAAAGUUUGUGAUCGCAAUCCCUCUGAAGCCACACAAAACAUUUGAUGAAACUUUGUAGAUGAUAAGGAUAUACUAUAAAGAUAAGCAUAUCGACAGGAAAUUACAAUUGAUAGUUUUUUCUAGGAAUUGUGUCCCUUUGAACUUAUAAUGUUGACCAUGAUGUACUAUUGCAACAGUUUGUCAGCGCAAUCUCCAAACCACACAACAACUUUGUAGAUGUAUUAAGUAGUGCAUAUAGAUAGACAAUUUUGAUUCAAUGAUUUUCUAGGAGUUAUGCCUUUUAUGCCUUUUUAAACGCAGAAUUUUUACAUAAAUAUACUAUUGCAACAGCGCAACUUCUCUAAAAACACAACAAAAUUUUUUGAAACUUUGUAGUUUGUGAAAACAUAAUAUGUAUAUGUGCAUAUCCACAAGAAUUUUUUAUCAGUCGACUUUUGUAGGAGUUAUGAGUCUUUGAACUCAAGAAUGUGUUGAGAUUUUGUUUGCCCAGUAGCAAUGUUAUGUUAGCGUGCUUUCAAAGGUUCUUUAAUCUAUUUUUACAGUUUGUUUCACUUAAGUUUUUCAAAAUGGAAUUAAGACCACAGAAAUUUCAAUAUAAGUCAUUUCAACUACUCUUCACAUUUUUCAGAAACAUCCUUUUGAUUAAGAAUAUAUAUGCAUUUCUAUUUGAUAAGCCUAUUAUAAACAAUAAAGUGUAGAAAUUAAAUGAUAUAAUCAUGAGAUUGAUUAGUCUAAAUUGAAAACAACGUUCAAACCUAUGAUUUCGUUGGAUAAAAACCGCAAUUUUUAUACGUGUGCAUGUAAAACAAAUUUCUUGGUAGAGGGGUCUAAAUACAGCAUAAACAACAUUUUCAAAAGACGAAAAAUAUUGAUAUACAUAUACAGUUCACUUUUGGAAGAUAAUUGUUAAAGUAAUAAAUAAAACGAACAAAAAUAGAACCGAAAUAAUAAGUUAAGGUUUUCGUCACAUUCAUCCAUAUGCAAUACAUUUAUAUAUGUCUUAAGCUUCAUUUAAAAAAGAUAUAACUGUCACAUGUGAUCUUCCAUAUUUGGCCAUUAUGUUUAAAAAGGUUCCAUUUUGUAGUCUAUUAACUGAAAAUUCAAGAAUUCAACAUAUCAAAUUUACCACUGUAUUGGAUUAUAAAAGCUACUAUAUCUACAGAUGCUAUUUUUACUUACAAAAGUUCCUCAGACAGUAGAACAUGACACUCUACACCUUACUGUAAAUAGUAUAGUGGUAUUCGAUUAUUGAUUACUCUUGCUUCCUAGUACAUGUAAUGUAACAAUAUUAACUGUAUUGUAUGUAAAUGUAAAUUAAAUGAUGAGUGUAUAAAUCAAAGUUAACUAUUUGAAUUUCUUUUACCUGUUAAGUUAUGCAUACAAUACUCCGGGUGCGGGAGUUUCUCGCUGAAUUGAAGACCCAUUGGUGGCUUUCGGCUGUUGUCUGCUCUAUGGUCGGGUUGUUGUCUCUUUGACACAUUCCCCAUUUCCAUUCUCAAUUUUAAUACAAUCAGCAGCUAGAGGGACAGACGAAACAUAAAUCAAUUGGCAGAAAUUUGUAUAUAUUUCUUUUUAAUUUAAAAAGCAACAUAUGUAAUUGGAAAAAAAUAUAUAAUAUUUAUUAUGAUUUCAAAUAACUAAUGGUAUUGAACAUGUUUCAACCUUUAAUCAAAAUUGUGAUAUAUAUGUUCGAUCCAUAGCAAUGAUAACAAUGAUUGAUACUGUAAAUUCUACAGUGAAUUGUGUCCAGAGCCUUUGAGGACUCACGAUUUUGUACUGAUUAGACUGAUUGAAAAUAGUAUUUAUGUACUGAAUCAUGUUAUGAGUGUAUAUAAUUUUUUUUAUAGUAUGUUCUUGUUUGACAAUAUUUUUCAUUUACAUUAUUCAUAUUUAUAAAGUAAUAUAUUAGGUGUACUAGUA